CAACCAUAAACACACCGCGAGUUUUGGACCAAUAAGGGCCCGUGGACAACUCUGAAGCACGGCCCCCUUCAGUCUGCCCUAGACCGAGCGUGUGGGACGUCCGGACAACAGCGGGACCAUAGCGCAGACUCACGCCAACAUGACCGCUGCGCUCUGGGCUUUGGUUUGCUCCGGCGCGCUGCUUCUGUUUCACCUCGAACCAGCCUCCAGCGCAGUAAAUGUCCCAGAUUCACACAUAAUGCAGAGGCCAGUUGACGUGUCAGAGCUCUUUGAUGAUCUUGAAGAUGAUUCCUUAUGGCAGCGUGAGACCACCUUUAUCCCACAACAAGUCAUGCAAGAAGCGAUCCCAGAUUCACACUUCCUGCAGAGAGAGAUGGACAUGUCAGAGAUCUUGUCUGAGUUUAAACUACAACCUGGUCCUGCCUUUUCUCCCAGAGCAAGUCGUCCCCGUGGUUUUGCCCCUGUUGAACCUAUAGAGAAGUACCACGUGGUUUUCCCUCUCGCUCGCCCCACUUCCCAAAACAUACGGUCCAUUUGUCUCCAUGGAAAUCGACGUCCGCGUUACCCUGAAUCCUACUUCCCUAGUUCUGGUUUUGGAGUGAGCAAGCGAGAGGGCGAUGCAGUGAACACUCUGGAGGCCUGGUUUGGGACGUGCUGUGGACAGGAUCAGACAGAGGAAAAGCUCCUCUGUUGCGCCACACAAGCUUGGGAGAAGUCUAUCAAUCAUUUUUGUGAAGUGGGAUUUCGCAUAAAGACUACUCAUUUCCACUGCUGUAAACGCAACAGCAGCGAGAGGCUUCCAUGCUUUGACCGCGAAGCUCCAAACCCAGACUACAACCCAACAGAGGAGUCAGCUGUGGAACCCGUGGCCCCCGAUGUCGAGUUCAACUUUGACCCCACCUCCUGCCCUACGACGUCAAUGACUCCUCACAGCAUCAGAGACGGAAGAAGAGAAAAAAAGGGAAAGAAACCAGCUAUGCCUAUUGAACUGGAUCUGGACUUCCCUCUUGCCGCACCGACCGAUUCUAACAUCGAGUCUAUUUGUCGUAAUCGCAAACUGCGACCGCAUUACAACAUCAAGUGUCUGAAAGGUCUGGACCUUGCGGCUCUUCAGGCAAAGUCCAUCAACUCCCUCGAAAAAUACUUCAAAAUCUGCUGCAGAAACAAGGAACGCAUUCUCUCCUGCGCACAGACAUCAUGGAAGGAGGGGAUGAAAAAGUUCUGCGUCGCUUCUACACAGAAAAGGAUUGAUUUCCCCUGCUGUGAGGGUGGAGUUCAGUUUGAGUGCUUUAAAAACAUUUCCACAGACCCUGACUACAGCAAGAUUAACACAGAGGAACCCUCACUGAGCAAAAUAUGUGACACUCACAAGAUUAUCACAAAGAAAUACCCAGUUGGAUUUCCUCUCAAGAGUGUGGUGAACAAAUGCUGCCACCUGUUGCCGACAGAGAGAAGUGCAUGUCUCCCACAGGCGGUGUUGGAACUGUUUCAAGCUACUUGUUCAUCCAAAAAGUCUCCACCAUCUGUCAAACGCUGCUGCCGUUUAUCGUCUGCAGAGUGUUUCAAUAAAGUUCUCAUGGAUGCCAUCACCAAGGCAACCUCACGCCCAAGAAAGAAAAUAUGCCCAGUGUCCCAAAACCUGUGAAUGACCUGUGUAGACUCUACUGGAUAGGGUUUUUAGACUAAGUGCUUAGAAGUGUGAAAGUGCAAACUGUCUUUUAUAGAGAGAGAAUUUAGAUAAAGAAAGAAUAUGGUUUAACCUACUGUCCUGAAUGCUCUGUACACUAGAUUCACUAUCACUAUUUUUAUAGAGGUCUUUUCACAGAGAUUAUCCAUCUUUUUCAGAUCAGAUGUUAUGUUUUUAUUCUUUUGCUGUUAUUUUGUGUAUUAUGUGUGUCCAAUAAACCUUUAAUAAAACAACCAAA
This is a messenger RNA of Periophthalmus magnuspinnatus, 1925 nucleotides long. RefSeq names its product extracellular matrix protein 1-like. The record is from RefSeq and is a predicted model, not a curated record. Bases 140 to 1645 code for a protein of 501 amino acids. Gene Ontology annotation, cellular component: extracellular region. The transcript is spliced from 11 exons. Lineage: Eukaryota; Metazoa; Chordata; Actinopteri; Gobiiformes; Gobiidae. Gene Ontology annotation, biological process: regulation of bone mineralization; signal transduction.